Bombyx mandarina (wild silkworm) is the source of this 1386-nucleotide messenger RNA. It is a transcript of the gene ND-39, whose product is annotated as NADH:ubiquinone oxidoreductase subunit 39. Gene Ontology annotation, cellular component: mitochondrion. The record is from RefSeq and is a predicted model, not a curated record. NCBI's taxonomy places the organism in Eukaryota, Metazoa, Arthropoda, Insecta, Lepidoptera, Bombycidae. Gene Ontology annotation, molecular function: protein-containing complex binding.
UCAAAUUUUACCUUCGAAAUAUUCUGAAAUAUUGUAUACACACUCGCAUUGAGUUUGUCCAUUUUAAAUGGGAGUAUUAUCAACUGUAUAAAUAAGAGCUAUCACAAUAUUUAAGCCAUAAAAUGGCUGCGAUAGCACUAAAAACUCAAGCUACUAGCAAAUUACUUCAUUUGAAUGGGUCUAUGAGUGUUGUGUACAUCAAAGCCGCUAACUACAGUUCGGAUCGUAAACCCAACCUUGCAGCAUAUAAGCGAGGUACUGGUGGCCGCAGUAGCUUUAACGGCAUCGUAGCCACAGUUUUCGGUUGCACCGGAUUUGUCGGACGCUAUGUGUGCAAUAAAUUGGGAAAAAUUGGUACCCAGUUAAUUUUACCAUACAGAGGCGAUUUCUAUGAUGCCCAAAGGUUGAAAGUGUGCGGAGAUUUAGGCCAGGUCCUGUUUACUCCUUACCAUCUCCUUGAUGAGGAGUCUAUUGCAAAAGCGGUCCGAUACUCUAAUGUUGUCAUCAAUCUAGUUGGACGAGAUUAUGAAACUAAGAAUUUCAAAUACAAUGAUGUUCACGUUGAUGGUGUAAGAAGAAUUGCCAGACUCUGCAGAGAAGAAGGAGUUGAGAGAUUCAUUCAUCUGUCUUAUUUAAAUGCUGAAGAACAUCCGAAACCUCUUGUCCUGAAGAAACCGUCUGCUUGGAAAAUAAGCAAGUAUUUGGGAGAGUGUGCAGUCAGAGAGGAAUACCCAACUGCCACUAUUAUCCGAGCAUCAGACAUCUAUGGUUCCGAAGACAGAUUUUUGAGGUCAUUAGUUAAUAAGAUGCGAUCUCACAGCAACCUGAUGCCCCUCUAUAAAAACGGAUUAGCGACUGUGAAACAGCCUGUGUUUGUGUCGGACGUCGCUCAGGGUAUCGUGAACGCCGCGCGCGACGACGACACUAAAUGUGAAGUCUACCAAGCCGUUGGGCCAAAACGCUACUUACUUGCCGAUUUGGUUGAUUGGUUUUACAAACUAAUGAGGAAGGACGAAAAAUGGGGUGGAUACAUUCGCUACGACAUGAAGUACGACCCGAUACUGCCCCUGAAAGUUGCUUUGGUUAACGCCAUUUCACCAGCUUAUCCACUCGGAAAUCUUCACUGGGAAGGAAUUGAAAGGGAAGCUACUUCAGAUAAUGUGGUGAUCGGCGUGCCCACCCUUGAGGAUUUGGGCGUCACCUUGACGCACAUGGAAGACCAGGUGCCAUGGGAACUGAAACCUUUUCGCGCCCAUCAGUACUACAUGGAUCGGCUUGGAGAGUUCCCGAAACCAGACCCUCCACCAGUUUACUCAGCUUGAAUUGUUUUUAUAAAUAAUAGCUACCUCUUGAAUAAACAUUAUGGGCAUGUAGACAAAGUUUAAU